AUGAGUAAGGUAUCACCAACAUUAAAGGUUACUUCAAGUUCCAAGCUUAUAACGCUUGCUGCGGGAUGCUUCUGGGGUGUAGAAAGAGCACUUAAGAAGCCGUUCGAAGGCAAGGGCUUGGUUGACAUCAGGGUAGGAUAUGCCAAUGGGAUCGCAUCAAUUGGCCCUGUAACUUACGAGAAGGUAUGCUCAGGAUCCACACAAUUUGUAGAGGCUGUUCAAAUUUCAUACGAGCCAGAAAAGUUAGCAUUGGUAGAUCUUCUAGAGAUAUUUUUCAGAAUCCACGAUCCAACCCAAGCCAAUGGGCAGGGUCCAGACAUUGGUUCUCAAUAUAUACUGGCCAUUUAUACCCAUAGCGAUGAGCAAACCAAGGUUGCCCAGGAAAUCAAGGAAAAGAUGCAAAAGGAGUGGUACCCAAACCACAAGAUUGCCACUGUCAUUGAACCAAUAAAGAUUUGGUACGAUGCAGAAGCAUACCACCAACAAUAUUUGGAUAAAAAUCCUGGUGGGUAUGAAUGUCCUACACACUUCUUGAGGACAAAGCCCAAGAUCUAA
This is a messenger RNA of Dujonia railenensis, 555 nucleotides long. Lineage: Eukaryota; Fungi; Ascomycota; Pichiomycetes; Serinales; Debaryomycetaceae. The record is from the annotation of a GenBank genome assembly.